CAACGAUUUACACAUCUGCCCCGCGUGAAAGACGAGAAUAGAGUUGCAUUCGCGGAACAAGUCGUUGGAUUUGUACUAGAGAGGAUGGCCGAAAGCGAUCUUGGUAAGAUUUUAAUUCUAGAACCAAUUCUUUAAGAUACUUAACUUCAAGAAAUGGAAAUGGACGACUUUUGUUGGUAUGAAUAUGCUCGCCUGUACCAAAUCACUUAAUGGCGGCCGUGAAAUACUGUUUUGCUCAAUUUCGCAAUGAUUUUGUCAAUGAAUCGAGCGGGUGAACAGAUAUUUGUGCGAAUAUAAGUUAACUUAAAGCUUGUAUUGCGUUGAAUUGUGAACAUCUUGUCACACCGUCGGUACUAAAAGUAGUGUUUAAUUGCACCUUACUGUUAGUUUCCUCGAGCGAUUAUACAGUGCAAACUCUAUCAACGACUUGAUAAUGUGUUUGUACUGCAGAGUAAAUGUAAGCGAAGAAGGGCACUCCUAUCCUUAAAAUGACCAUUUAAGGCAUUGUUCCUCGAAUAAAAAAAAAACACAGGGUUAGGAACGUAAUACAAGUUUUUAUGAACCUGAUCAAACAUAAUUGGUUAAUUUAGCAAGCUCGAUCGUUCUCCAAGUUAUUGUCAGUGAUUGCUCCAUUUUCUCUCUCACCUCUUCCUUUUUUUUUAGUUUUUUGCGUUGAAUAUAUCAUCAUAUAAUCCUGCCAGAAUCUGAUGCAAGCUUUGACAUGAUUUGAAUCGAGUAGAGUAGUUAUAAUAUUGAGAUAUUGUAUGUUUAACAUGUAAGGUUAGGUUAUAUGCGGUACUUCUGAUGACAGGCAAGUGCGUGACGAUCGAACGUUCGAUCUCCUUCGUAUGUAAGAGAAGAUGGAGUAAAUGGGGAAAAUGACUAAGGGUGACGAAGGAAGUAUAGAUAUGUUUACGUUAUUAUUGCAAACGUCCUGCUGUUGACGAUCGUGCUCGAACUUUCCGUUUUGUCUUGCAUAGAUCGUUAUCGAAUUAAAAUUUAGUCCCUCGUAGGGGAAGGAAACAAAAUGCAGAUUAGUAAUUCACAAUUUCCCUUGUAUUUUUUUAGUUUUUUUCAAAGCUGGAAAUAUUAUACACCUUUCAUUCUUAGCUGUAGUGGCCUUCUUGAUAAGAGAAAAAUUUUAAAUACUAUGUUGUAUUGAUCUCAAACUAAUUUAUUGAUUAAGUUAUGUUGUGAAUUCUAUAUUUAACAUAUAUUAUGUGACUCUUGAUAAGAUUUUCAUUCCUCACUCUUUGUGUGCAUAAGUACCCACUCUUACAUCUUAAACCUGGCUCUGGUCCAGAUUUUCAGGCUGAAGCUAUACUUAACUCAGUGGAAAUAGCAGCCUUAAGGUGUUUUUGCUACAUGUACAAUUAUGCAAUCUGCCUGCUAACCAUCUUGCACAGCUUCAGAUUUUCUUUUGAAAGACUAUCUCCAAAAAGGAAUGAAAAUAAUUUGUUAAUGUGGAAAACACCAAAGCAGUGAUUGCACCUAAGAAGGAGAGAGCCAGAAAAGGAAAGAUAAGAUUAAUGCAGGUUGAGAAUAAAAAACUAGAAAAAUUUAGGCAAAAUUUUUCAAGAUGCACUAGAUAAGAGAUCUCUUUUUUAGGAAAUAGGGACAGUUAACCUUUUCAGUGAGUAAUAGCCGAUUUAAGCAAAUUUCUUUCUUGGCUAGAUCUUUCAAAAUCUUAUGGUACUCUGCGUCAUGAACCUCAGCCUUAUGUGCCAUCAAAUCCAAUCCACGAGAAUGACAUUGAAAGGUUACUGUCAGUGGAAAGUGAAGAAAUGGAAGGCACAUGGUCACGUGUGAAAAAAACUAAAGAUGCAGAAGUCUGGAGAAGGGAAGCAAAUGAAGAAGGUUUUCCCCCAAUUACAAAGGUGCUGUUUAAUAUAUGUUACCAGUUCUUUACUUUACUCUCUCUACUAUUCCUCGCACUUGCAGUUGUCUGCUAGAACUACUUUUUAGCUUAUGGUGGUUGGGGUUAUUGUGGCUUAAUGAUAUGCACUACUACCCUUGUGAAAUGGCUUUUGGAAUUCCUAGGAAUUCCUAGGAAAAUCCUAGGAAUUCCUAGGAAUUCCUAGGAAUAAAGGUGUGAAUUUUCACGGUAAAUUCCUAGGAAUUCCCAACCAUAACAACUCUGGUUCUAAAAACCUAGAAAUUCCUAGAAAUUCCCAGAAAUUCCCAGAAAUUCCCAGAAAUUCCCAGAAAUUCCAAGUUUAUAGCCAACAGGACUUGGAAUUCCUAGGAAUUCCAACUCAGAGAACCAAUGACUUUCCCUGAAAAGCUGUAAAUCCAAAAUAUUCCUAGGAAUUUCUGGGAAUUUUUGGGAAUUUUUAGGAAUGUUUAAGAAUUACUGGGAAUUUUAAGCAAAAAUUUGAGGCUAAUGAUAUAAAAUAAAUACUUUAAAUUAAAAAAACCCAGCUAAAAUUCAAGUAUUCAAUGAAAUUUAUUUAGAAGCUUAAUUAAGGCUUACACGUAAAAUAUUUUUGAUUAAUUAUUAACAUCAAUGUGUGGUAAUAUUAGGAUGGAAUUUGAUUUAUUUUUCUUUUCUUGAAAACUUCAUACGGAUUAAUCCUCAAUUACAGCUAUUCAUAUAAAAUAGUUCUAAUCAAUCAUUAAAUUUGGUUUGACAAAUAUUGUGAAUAAAAUCUGUUGAUUCUUUUCCAUAAAAUACAAUAUCUUAAGUUAUAUUUGAAAAACCAAGCACUCUUGGGAGUGAAGGGGCUAAUUACAGACAAAUAAAAUUAAUUUUUUGAUUAAAAUCUUGUUGUAACCGUAACAAUAAAUUAGAAUGAAGUUAUCCUAAACUGCAAACUUAGCUGCUGUUUGUACUGUUUGUAUUUUUUUUCCUGGGCUCACAAUGAGUUGGCCUUGAAUGAGGUUGUCAACAAGAACCUUGACCAUUUUGUAUCUGGAUUCCUUGACAUCUGAAUUUGAAAAAAAUAAUAAAUUAAAAUAUGUAUAUUUAAAGCUCAGACCAGGCUUUUAAGAUGGCUAUGAGGAAAAGGGCAUUCAUUGGAUUCUCAAAUUGAGAAAUCUCUGUUAUAUUGAGUCACUUUUAUAUUGGAGUUAGUACAUCUCUCUCAUGGAUUUUACUAAAAAAGGGCUGAAUACAUUAUUUUGUUUUUACCAAGGAGGGCUUCUUUAUGUACUAAGGUUUGUUUAAUAACAGUUCCUAUUAUGAAUCUUGAAUGUUCCCAAACGUGACUAGAGAAAUCUUGAAACCUUACUGAUAGGUUUAUUUCAUUGUAAAGCAUAAGCUUAAGAAACUGCGGCAUGCAAGUGACCGAUUCGAUUCUCAGAAUUAUUCUAGUUUCAGUUGCGCCGAGCGUUAUGUAAGCUUAAUUCAACCUGCUACAUCUAUUCUUUUAUAAGAUUUUGAUCACGUAACGAAUAUCGCAAUUUUUACUCACCACAAACUUUCAAAGUCGCAGGUUUACAGAUGGCCACUCGACCCUUGUUUGUACCAGUCAAUAUAUCAACUAUUGUCCCUUCUUUUAACUCUACGGUGCCAACGACUUUCUUUUCUUUUACAACACUCACGCUAUUCUCGUUUUCCCAUUGAACCACAAUAAAAGCUAUCUUUAGAAAUGUUAUAUUAAGCAAAACAGUUGAUGAAAAGUACAUUCAAAGAUGAGCGCCAAUGGAGUCUUCUUUGUUUCUGAUCACGGGCAUGAUCACGUGGAUCUUUUAGGACUUGUCAUUGGCUAGCAAAGUGAAUCCGCUGGCUUGCCAAUUGCAGUGUCAGGAGAAGCGCCCAACUUUAUUCUGACUUCUCCGACUGGUUCUCUGCUUCUCGAAGAUGGAUAGCUUGGUGAUAUAAAUAAAGAUGUGAGCUCACUCUAUGUAGAAAUAAUCGACAAGAAUCGAUCGUAUUACAAAUGCACGAUUUGUGGCCGAAAGUUGUCGAGGAAACAAAGACUCAAAACUCACUUGAGUUGUGUUAAUGGCAAAGGUGAGAAAUAACACAAGCCAAUCACAGUUUUGAAUGCGACUACAAAUCGUCUUUUACCCUCAUAUUUAUAAAAGAAGGAUACCACAUUCGGAAGUAUAAGAGAUACAUAGAUGAUCCCAGUGUACCAGUACCUAAAUCUACAAAGCUUGACCGUAGCAAGCGUUCAGCAACACGUUCCAACACUGCCAUCUCGAUUCCUCAGUCAGUCGUUUCCACUGAACUUAAAGCAGUAUUGACAACAGAGUAGAGUGCGUCUUACAAAGGAGAAACAUUUGUACAAGAGACAGAAGUAGCUAUAUGCGAUUACAGAGGUGCGUUGGAACUCUGGUCCACAAAUAGUUAUGCACUGCCCGAAGUAUAAAACAAUUUUGUUGAUAGCUGACAGACAGAGAAGAACAACAAGUAAACUUAAGAGCUGUUAUUAUUGAAGUGUGACUAGCACUUUUCAUUUUUAUAUAAAGAGAGACUUGUAAUUUGUGCCAAAAAUAAAAAGAUGUAAUGUUUUUUGGGAGAUCCAGUGAUUGGGACAUUUAAGAAAUUAAGUUAUGAAAGGAAACUUGGUUGGUACUUCUCACUACUAACAAGUCUUGUUGACAAAUAUUUUCAGAUCAGAGUUUCAAAUAAAGUAAAUUGAAGACGUCAUAUAAAAGGUGUUUUUCCUCAAAGGGAACAUUGACUACCUCUGUCUUGUCUGCAUGCCAAAUGUUUGCAAAGUGUGUGGAUGAUCCACAAGUAUUGGAACUCUUACAAAAAUGUUUUGUAAGAAUAAAAACAGCAAAACAAAUUACAGCAAUUAGUCAUGAAAAUAGAGCAAAACACUGAAAAAAAAAGCAGCAACAACAAUCAUGAAAAAAAGAAAGAUUAAUUAGGUGUUGAAUUUGUUUGUCUAAGGCAUGCAAUUUCUACUAAAAGAAUUGUCAACAAAAAGUCUCUGACAGCGUUUGAGGCAACUGAGCUUGACUGUUCCAAGGUUUUCUAACAAAGGCAACCAGUAAUGUAGGUUAGGGAAGUAAGAUAACAAUGUAAUUAUUGUUAGUUAUUGUGGAAGUUGGCAAUUUCCAUUUAACAUAACUGACAGCUGGUUCAUGAGAAAAUCCAUAUUAAUGUAAAGAUUUACUAAAACUUAGUUUGAGUAAUAAAUUUCAUGAUCUUUAAGUUAUAAACAUGUACAUGUAUGUAUAUCUCUUGGUAAGUUUUGUAUAGCAUACCUUUUAAUUGAGCCAAAGUUUUAAGCCUCUGAAAUUACUCUUUUUCUUAAAACCUUCACAUUCAAGGUAUUGAGAAUUUCUUAGAAUUUAUGUGGACCUCAGGGUAUUAAAAUUGCCUCAAAUUCAAUUCCCAGAAAUUCCCAAGAGUUCCACACUUCUUAAAUUAUAGGUAGUUUGUAAAGCUGAGAAUUCCUAGGAAUUCCUAGGGAUUCCAAGUCCUCACAAAACUGGAGUCUUCCUUUCCCAGAAAUUCCCAGUAAUUCCAAGCUUUUUAAAUCAGAGUUAAUUUGCAUAGUUGGGAAUGUUUGAGAAUUCCUAGGAAUUCCUAGGAAUUCCCAGAAAUUCCCAGAAAUUCCCAGAAAUUCCCAGAAAACUGGGAAUUCAGUUUGCAAGGGUCAUUUGCAUAAUUGGGAAUUUUUGAGAAUUCCUAGGAAUUCCCAGAAAACUGGGAAUUCAGUUCGCAAGGGUAGCUUGGAGGUAAAGAGGCUAGGGUUACCAGUAAAUGCCAAAAUAAUGUUGAUUUGUUCUGCACUCUUGGACAAAAACAUUACUCUCUCAGAUUUAUGGUGAAUGGGUAUUGAAAUACUCAAAGAAUGAAUGAGAUGAGACUAGCACAUUUCUAUCUAGCAAGAUUACCAAUAGGAAAAUGAUACUAUAAAAAAAAUAACCUCCUUUCUAGAGGCUUUAAAGACUAGUUCAGAAGGGUUUUUUGAUUGGCUGAAGAUCAUGAUUGUGCCUUUGGUUUUACAAGCAAGCGAAGUGUCCAUUUGAUGGAAAUGUGAAACUAUUAAAACCUGGUUGUUUUGUUGCUGAAUGAAACUUUAUUUGUGAUGCUUAUUUUUCUUAGGCUGUGUUACGUCUAGAAGAUGUUCCAUUCAAGACAGGUCAGUUCACAUAAAAGCUGUUCAAGUUUUUUAAAUUACUGGAGGAUAAAAUGCUGUGUGUAUGCAAUUGUUGAAAGAUGUGCUUUCUGAUAUCUCAGCGGGCUCACUUUUUGCCAUGAUUUUUUAAUGUUAUGCUUAAUUUUAUAUCAUAUGUAUGCAUAAUUUUUCUUGACAGCUGUGAAACUGAUGACAGAUUGGAAAUUGCGACAAGAAUGGGACAAAACUGCAUCAGUUGUGGAUGUUUUGGACAGAAUAGGAAACUUCAAAGUGGUUUACAAGUAAGAAUAUCAAGGCCAGUUAUCAGAUGUUAAAAAAAACUUAGGUAUUACUACAGAAGGUUUUUUUUUGUAGACUUUUAGACCAAGGCAUUACCAAAUUUUAGAAUGAAAUUACAACAAUGAAGCAACGUUGUUGGGAUGCCUUUUGCCUCAAUACUUUCAAAGUAUUAUUCAUAUAUAUUCAUGUACAUACAUGAACCCUUUCAGGCAGCUGGUAUGUAGGCUGAUAAUGUCUGCAGCUGAGAGAUUGUCCAAAAAAACUGAAUAUUUUGCUGAGAAGCAAAGCUUUGAGGGCAAUUGUGAAAUUUUGAGAAGAAACUUUCAGCCAAGGAUGUUACCUGCUGACAUACCAUGUAACAGGAAGGAGGUUCAUUUAUUUUCCAACCCUCCCAUUAACUUUUAUAUUGGGUGUUCACAGUAAACUUUGUUGUCUCUUUUGUACUUUCUGGAGCAUCAUUUGAGAUCAGCUUUCUUAUAUCACUUUCACUGAACUCUUCAAAAUGAGUUCAUUUUUCUUCCAUGUAAAGUAAUAAAGAUGAAAAAAUGAAACUCUCAAGCAGGUUAUUAUCCUCUUCUUUGUUUUUUUUUUGAAAGAAAUGAUCAGAGAACAAAUAUCAUGUAAAUGGGGGUAAUUGUGUGUUAAUUGUUGGUUGAUUUUGCACUACAUGAUGUAAAGUAGCAGACAGAAUCAAAUGAAAAUUUUAAGUGAUAUAUCCCCCCCCCAAACCAUAGUCAAAUUAAACAUCUUUCAUGUAAUUAAAAAUCAUUCUGUUUCCUGAUCAAUGUAUUUUUUGUAACAAUACAGCCGUCUGAAGAUGCCUCUGUUUUGUACCAAGAGAGAUGUUGUACUGGCAUCACUGGAGCGUUAUGAUUCAGACCAGCAUUGCUAUAUUCUAGCAUUGCGUAGCACAGAACACCCUCUCAUGAAAGAUUCAGUCAAGUCAAACUUUGUGAGGUAAAAAAAGUCCUGUUUUCAUAUUUUGGUGAUCAUAAGGUGCUCAUGCUAGAUGCUUUUACCUUGUUGCAUUCAGGCAAUUUUUGCCAUAGAAAAAUUUGAAUUGAACCAAUCAUAAUUGGGCAAACUCUGGAACCUCCAACUUUGUAUGAGUCAGAGAACCAUGUCAUGUCAACACUCUUAAGAGACCUUCGUGAUCCUGCAGAUAUGAUUAGAUCCUGACACUCUUCAGAUAAUCAGCGUCUGCCUUUAGCUUAAAAGUAAGCGGUAGUCAGUGAAACCCACAUUUCUUCCAUUUGCUAACACUCAAAACAUCAGCUUUGAAACUGUUAACAGUGGCCAAUUUAUGUUAUAAACUCAGUUGAUAAUACCAAAUUACCUUGUUACACUCUUGCACUGAAGCAGCACCACAGUUUCUUUAUAAACCUACUCCCUUAAAAAUUAACUUUGAAGUAUUUCUCUUCAUUAUUUAGGGCUGAGACCAUCCUGUCAGGCACAAUAAUCCGUCCAGUGGAUGAUGGUUCAACAUCUUCCACUGUCACUGUCAUUACACAGAUGAAACUCAUGGGUUCAGCUCCUCAAUUCAUCAAGAACAGUUAUUUGGCCUGUAGCCCUGUGAAACGAAUGCAGCUGAUGAGGAAGUUUUAUCUGAAAUGCCAAACUGAUGCAGACUUGAAUUUGAGUUUGAGUGGCAGUGAGAAAGACAUCAAGAUGAGUCCAUUUAUCAGCACUCGCAAGACCAAGUCAUCCACAGGAAGUAUUAAUUUUGUCACAGAUGACUAAUUAUACUUACUAGGUUGAAAUUUGAAAUUAUUGGCAAGCUAGGCCAGGUAUUUGUAGUUAUAUUUAUUUUCUUUGCAGUAUAUUUUAAUGUUACUGUGGUAUCUUACUGUGAGAACAACUAGUUUCAAUUGGGAUGUAAAUGUAUUGUUACGUUUUAAAGUAAAGUUAAAAUUAAGUUAGUCAUUAGGUUUAAUUUUUAAUUAAUAACAGUCGUACUAAUUAAGUGGAUGAUUGGUCAACUGUAUCGUAGAAGGAAGGAUAGAAGUCCCCAAACGCAGUUGUAUAAGUUAUUCUCAUUGAUGAUCAGGCUUUUGUCCUGUUAGGUUUCAGGAAUAUUUGAAUACUUAUUAAGUGAUGAAUAUUUUGAGAGUAUUUGACUGUAACAGAGGGAACACAUACUCUGGGUUGGAGCUACAGUACGAGAAAAAACUCAGGAUGAGUAUGUGUUUUUUUUUCUUAUGUGGACUUAGAUCACAUAGUAUGUGAAGUCUAGUCAUUAUAUUUGCUUGCUUUCCCUUUUUUUGGUACCUCAUUACAUAACUUGUUCAAAACAUUUUUUGCAGUUAUGUUGCAGUGUACUUUCUUGCUUCGUUGUGAUUUUUUUUUCUUCUUCUGAGUUCAGAAGUCAGUACUGAUAUUCAUAUUGAGGGUCAGUGUAUCUGUGUCAUUAAUUCCUAUUGACUAAUCUCACCGUGGCAGUAGUAAAUAGUGUAGAAUAUUUUUAAGGGAAAAAAAUCAUCAUUUUGUGAUGUACAGGCAGCUUCAAGGUAGAACCUUUCAAACUUGGUGUUUUCUUUGGUAACUACAAACCUUUUUAGGUCUUAGUUUUCGUGCGGUUAGGGGUCAAGCGAUUUAAUCGGAAAUCCUCAAUAAAGAUUUUAUUUGUAAGCUAUUCCCUUUCGAGUCACUUUACAUCUCUUCCGUUUUCGGAGAUAACACGGGGAAUCAAGAAUUAACCGAACUUAUGUCGCGAAAUUUCGUCACGUGAACACCACGUGCGACCAAAUACUUUGAUCCAAAAAUAAUUGGUCAUUCUCUCUCGUGGUCUCGAUUACCAAAUGCGGUUCGGGAAAUGAGCUCAUGCUGUUCCUUCCUUUUAACGAUCGAAGAUCAGACUUGAGAAAAAAAGGCAAAUUUCGAGCUUAUUAGUGCCUUGGCUUUAUUCUCACCUUGAAUUUUUCACAUAUUCCAAAAGUUUCGGCAUUACUGCCAAAUCUGGUACUCCAUAGAAAUCUGGAGUGUCCAUGAUGAAACGUAAACAAGUGUAUAUGACAUGCACAUAUAUAUGGCGAUAUUUCCCAGCCAGAAGUCAAAGUUUAACUUUCCUUCGCAAGAUGUUGUACAUUUUACAGUUAACUAAUUCUGAGAGUGUCAGAUUGUAAACUUUAAUUAAAAAAUCAUCGAAUGAUCAAUUCGUUUAACUUGGUUAAGAUUAACCAUUUACUUGUAAUGGCGUUGGUUUGACGAAGAGCGAUGAACCUCUAACCCCCAGAGGUAAUUUACAUGUAACUUCUAAUUUUGAUAUCCACACAUUGUAUAUCAAACAGGUUUACGUUGUUAACGUUAACGUUGUUUUCUUGAUCUAACACCAAAUUCUUGUAACUAAUACAUGAGGAAAUGUAUGACAGCUAGAGGGGAGAUGUAACAGUCAGGUGUUGGGAGUUGAAGGGUUAAAUGUCUUUUGAAUUGUUACUUGCGAUGGAACUUUGACCCUAUGAAACCACUUGACACGUUUGGGCCAAUCUCCACAAGUUUUUCUUUUAAACGAAGCAGGUGCGAAAUCGAAAUUGAUCCCAACUUGCGAUUUCCGUGUUGUGGUGCGUCUUGUGAUGAAAAUUGUUUUGUAUUAGGAAGGCAGUCCGAGAGACUCUUGGUCUCGUCCUAAAUUGUCCAUAGUGUUUUAUAUCUUGUUGAAUAGGAACCUGUUUUUUACGCAGCAUUUGCAGUCUUCCUUCCAAAGAUCAUUGUAAUUGAUAUUCAUCCUUGUAAGCAAUCUCUGCGAUGUGACGAUUCCAGCAAUUUAUGGCCUUUAUAAUAUACUAUUUAGUCUAAUUAAAGUUUUCUUAAAGGUUACAGAGUUGACAUUUUUGCUCGUUUACUGACGAUGUCUAGAUUUGUUAAACUUAAAACUGUACAUUAGAUUUAGCUAUCUGAUUCACCUUUCUAUCUUGUUAUACUUAACUUUUAUUCGCUGUUAUUAUAAGCUCAACUGCUGGGAUAAAAUAAAACAAUCUACUUACUUUGAGGGUUGUUUAUUAAAAUACGAAAGGAG
Molecule: messenger RNA, 10335 nt
Organism: Pocillopora meandrina
Lineage: Eukaryota; Metazoa; Cnidaria; Anthozoa; Scleractinia; Pocilloporidae
Source: the annotation of a GenBank genome assembly